UAUUUGUGUUCGGCUUGCCUUUCUGGUCUACGCUGUUCAACGACACUUUGGGCUACGGUGCUCUCCUGUGCACUGCCAACGGAAUGCAGACACAGUGCGGAAACAUAGACUACUACGCCGUGUGGGCCAAGGAUCACGGGCGCGUCAGGGCUGACGGCUCCUUGUGGGCCUGCUCGUGCGAGGAGGGGGUCUUCUCAGAUUCCGCAUGCAUGCCCACAUCCAUACAGUAUUGGUCGAUCAGCCAUUACAUUUCAACGGCUCCGGGCACUGGCGCGCUGGUCGCCGUCACUGCCUUCCCCAUUCUGUUCGUCUGGAUGUACGGCGGGAACAACCCAUUGCUGAUGGAGUGCGUAAUGCAUACGUCUUAUACGCCGCAGGAGAGGAUCGACAAUAGCAAGCUCCUCACACUGUCGCAGGCCUUCUUCCAGGUGUUCUACGGGCUCUUCCUGUUUUUCUCGCUAUGCGUGUUCGCAGACUACCACGGGAUAGUCGUGAUAGUUUUUAUAAUGGCCGAGGUUGCUCACAUGGUUUUGCUGGCUAAGCAGGUUGGGACUCAUACUAAGGCAGGUACACUCAUUUUGUGGGUUACGGCCACUGGCAUUGCAUUCAUGGUGAUGUUUUGUCUUAUGGCUAUUGUGGCCACGGCCUUUGGCAGCAAGGCUACGUUCUUUCUUUACUGCUUUUGGUUGGGGGAGUGCAUCGGGUUUUCUGCGAUCCUGUCAAUUCCGUGUAUCCUGGUGUGGGUUGUUGAUGUUCCUUACGAAAGCGCCCGCGACGUUGCCCAACCCCUUACCACCGAGGAGGCCGACGGAGACGGCAAGUGA
Messenger RNA from Prorocentrum cordatum, 824 nucleotides. The record is from the annotation of a GenBank genome assembly. Lineage: Eukaryota; Dinophyceae; Prorocentrales; Prorocentraceae.